This is a messenger RNA of Mucor mucedo, 1202 nucleotides long. RefSeq lists its product as uncharacterized. The coding region runs from base 33 to 1094 and encodes 353 amino acids. The record is from RefSeq and is a predicted model, not a curated record. Lineage: Eukaryota; Fungi; Mucoromycota; Mucoromycetes; Mucorales; Mucoraceae. The transcript has a single exon.
UUUUUUUUCCCUCCCUUCAUCCUUUAUUCAUCAUGCAUUUCAAUUCCCUAUUUGCCAUUUGUUGUCUGGUAACCUGUCUUGCUCUUGUUCAAGACGUUGUCUGUAGUAAGGAGGAAAUCCAAAGCGUACGUGUCAGUAUGUCUCGUCUCAAUAGACGUCGCAAGUUUGUUGAACGUAACAAUUGUCAUAAUACCUGUCAUUCCUCCGCCUCAAACACAGCCACCGCUACCGUCGUCUCAAGUAACACAGAUUCAAGCUCCAAUGGCUCUGGCAACGGCAAUGGCUCUGGUAACAGUCAUAAUAAUGGCUCUGGCUCUAGUAACAGUGGUAAUGGCUCCAGCAACAGUGGCGGCUCCAGUAACGGCAGUGGAUCAGGAAGCAAUGGCGGCUCUAGCAACAACGGUGGCUCAGGAAACAACGGUAGUCCUAGUAACGGUAAUGGCUUUAACAAUGGUGGUAACUCUAACAAUGGUCAAGCCAUUGGUGGACAAGGUGGAGCCGGUGGCUCUGGUGGUCAAGGCGGUGCAGGUGGCUCAGGAGGUGCUGCCACUGCCAAUACGGGUGGUUACCAAGGACUUUCUCCCAUUGCUGGUGGUGUCGUCGGUUCUGGUUCAGGUGCGGCAAAUACCGUGAAUGGGUUUGCAGGCGGUGCUGCACCCGGUUUUGUAAGUGGUCCCGCCGGAGGUCUGACUACGCCUGUCACUGAUUUAACUAGUGUUGUACCAGGAUUCGGUCCUGGUGGUGGAAGUCCUGUAGAUAAUCUAGGUGGACUUACUUCAACCGCAGGUGGACUCACUAAUACUGCGGGUGGUGUAACAGGUGCUGCUGGAGUCCUUACAGGAGGUUUAUCAGGCCUUACUGGCGCUAGUGCUCCUCCUCCUUCGUCUGCCCCUGCUCCUGCUGCUGCUGGUGGUGCUGGUGGUGCUACGGGUAGCACAGGUGGCGCUGUAGGUAAUCUUGCUAACCCUGACACAUUGGGUAGUAUUACUGGUCUUGCUAGUGGAUUAGGAUUAACAAGUCCAUCUACACCCGCUCCUGCUGAUACCAAGAAAGGUGACGACGAUGAUGAUAGUGAAGAUGAUGACGAAGAGUAGAAAAAGAAACAAAUUUACCCACACACAUACAAAAAAAAGAAGGGAUAUAGCAGAUGUACUGCUACAUACAGAUAUAUAAAUUUUACCAGAUGGUAACAGUUCUUUCCU